This is a messenger RNA of Anopheles funestus (African malaria mosquito), 4368 nucleotides long. RefSeq lists its product as uncharacterized. NCBI's taxonomy places the organism in Eukaryota, Metazoa, Arthropoda, Insecta, Diptera, Culicidae. The coding region runs from base 666 to 4154 and encodes 1162 amino acids. Gene Ontology annotation, cellular component: nucleus. Gene Ontology annotation, biological process: regulation of gene expression. The transcript is spliced from 6 exons. The record is from RefSeq and is a predicted model, not a curated record.
CGUUCUCGCGGAGACUGCAUCGCCAGUAUCUAGUACACACGGCCCAUGGAAACGAUACAGUUGCAUUAGAAUAGUCGCGGACUCGCCCCGACACCGGACUAUUGCUGCAGUGUUGUGUAACUGCGUAGAAGAGUGAUCUUCCAGUGAUCCAGUGAUCGGGCAGCUCCACAUUUUCCUUCUUCUACACAUGAGAAGUUCGAACGAUUUGUGACAUCUGCUUGCAUAUGCUGGGUAGAACAUUUGGCACAACAAAAACCCCCAAUUCGCUUUGGCAAAAAGCAUCAGUUCUAAGUGAAACGAAUUAGUUGUUUUGCUAUUUUUAGCAACGAUCUGUGCGCCACUCAAACAUUGGCAAUCGUGACAAAUUGAACGCACGGGGCACGGGUGCUUCAUCAGUGUGUUCUGCGGUUCUGCACAGGGGCCAGAGAAACAGAGUUUCGUUUCUUUCUUAUCAGUGAGCGGUUACGGUUAGCGCGAUAGGGCUGCUUUGUUGUGCAACACAGCAAGGGCAACUCAUCAGUUUCAGUUCUCUUCGGCUGGGUGUUUGAAGUGAUAAGCAAGAUCAGAUUCUCUGUCUCGUAGCAGAAGCAGUAGCAGUAGCACCAGCAGAUCGUAACCGAAGGAAGGCACCGUACACAUGGACAACUUCCUGACGCCGUGCCAGCAUGGAAGUACCCUCCAUGGUACGACGCUCCGGGGGCAAACUAAUAGUGCGGCAAGUAGUCAGUGGUGAGCAGCUGGCCGUAUUGCACGACCGUAUCAAAACCGAACACCACCCGGACCAAUCGGAACUCGAUCGCUUGCAGCUUAUCGAUGGUGAUAGCCAAGGUUCCGAUAACGCAACACUCACGGUUGAUAUUGAGCCGCACUCAAACAGCGUAAAGCAGCACGGUAGGCAACAACCGCUAUUGCCACAGUGUAAAAUAAAGCGAAACUAUUCGUGUUCCAGCUGCAACUACUUUACCCAAAAUCCUCGCAGCUAUCUUACGCAUCUACGCGAUACGCAUGGGGAGAAGAUAAGCGUGAACGAAUGUAAAAGAUGUCUGUACGCGUCACGACAUCAUCAAAAGCUGGCACGUCACAUGAGAAUGGUGCACGGUGUUACGGCGGAAUCUAGCAAAACGACCACACCGGGUAAUCGUGAUAGGAAGUUAAUCAAAAAAGAGUGUCCCAAGCAGCAGCAGCGACAGGGUGUGGAUACGUGUUCCCCCGGGACACUUGAGACGAAGAUAUUGGAUGCGCUUGGUAACGUAUACGCACAGCAACUUGUUGCAUCCUUGUUGAGCAACAUUGACCCGUUUUGGAGUUCGUCUGUAUUAACAAACACUGACCUGCUAAAAGCAGCAAUCAAGUCCGAAAUGGAUGACUUACAAAGUGUUUUAAAAUCUCCAAACCAGAACUCAAGUCAGAACAAAGAAAUGGAGAAAAACGUUCGAAAAUCAUCGGAAGAUAAUGAAACAACGCCGAGAAAGCGUGCCCGACCGAUCCCCAACUUGAUUCCGUUGGCACCAUCUACUCCCGUUCCGAACUCCAGGCCGGAAAAGGAACUGCUAAAGCCUGUCCCGAUGUCCGUACUGAUGCCACCGGAUGCCGGAUCGAAAGCAGCUGACACACCAGCAUCACCAGUGCGCUUAUCGUCACCACAGACCAAGUGUACCUUCUGUGAGCUCAGCUUCGAGUCUACGCUAGAUCUGGCGAACCAUAUCGCAACGUCACAUAAGGAAGAUCUUAUCACCUCCUUGCUGCAGAAAUCGAUCGACGAAUCGAACCAAAACCUUUUCCCCCAAAGUGACGCUGAUAGUGCAUCGAGCGAGAUGUGGAAAAGCUUGCUGGAAGUGAACAUGUUCAGUACGGAAUCGGCCCCAAGGGCGGGUAGCGAAGCGGAUGGGAAAACCUCCUCGAACGCCUCGAAGGAGGAUGAUGAUGUGGAAAUACUGGAAAACAAAUCGGAAACGUACUGUGGCGUUGAAACGGCACCCGGGUACGGUGAGGUGACGAGCAAGCUGUCUACCACCGAUCCCAACACAACGGGGUUAAUGAAGAAAGUGUUUAAAUGUCCACACUGUUCGUUCUGGGCGUCGACGGCUUCCCGCUUUCACGUGCAUAUAGUGGGCCAUCUCAACAAGAAACCGUUCGAAUGUUCGUUGUGCUCGUACCGGUCGAACUGGCGCUGGGACAUAACGAAGCACAUCCGCCUGAAGACGAUCCGUGAUCCGAGCCACAAAAAUGCCGGUGUGCUGAUGAACGAUGAAACGGGAAGGAGAAACUACACCAAAUACAACAAAUACAUUACGCUGAUGCAAAUUACCGACCACAGCACGAAGGAAUCGACGAGCUAUGCGAAAUCAUUCGCCGAAAGCAGCAUGUCGGAUUUAAUGACGGCUUGCACUGCGUAUAAUAUUGAUUUGAAAGCGCUAGCAAACAUACCCGGAUUUAACCUUUUGCUGGAGGAUAAGCAAAUGAACGAUGAACCAAGUGUUGGGUUGAAAAUGGAUGACAAUGGGCACUUUAAGUGCCAAUACUGCGAUCACAGGACAACAACCAAGGAGGAACUGUUGCUACACAUAACAAGCUCACACACGGGCACUUCACUUCAGCAGCUGGAAGAAGCGAUCGAGCAGGAAGCCCAACAGUCCAAAAACAGUACGGCGAAUAGUAUUUCUACACCCUCCAGUACACCAACGCCACCGGCAACGUCCGGGUUUUGUAGCCUUAGUAAAAGUGCAGCUAACACUAGCAACGAUAGUCCUACUAAUGGAACACUACUAACUGCUAGCGGUGCUGGAGAUAAAACGAACCCACCGGAACACGGUGCCGGUGAUAGAGCUGGCGAUGGUGAAGGUGGUAGCACGCAAAGGAUGGCGAUGCCCACUACCUGGCGCCAUAAUGCACCAUACCGUUGUGGCCAUUGCCAUCAGGUUUCUAACUGGAAACAUGUCAUUCAGAGACACUGUCGGCUGAAACACAACGGGCACGUUUUUAUUGAGCAUGUCAACUCGGAAAAGGAUGACCCAACCGACAGUGAUAGUCAGCAGCAGCGGAAUAGCAAACAGAACCAACAUUCCGUGUACGUGAUCGAGGAUGUGCUCCAUCAUCAAGCGACCGUCGCGACGGAUCAAACGCGAAAAUCAAUCGAAACACUCGUGGCCUCCUCCAUUCCUCCGCCGUUGGCACCGUUCAGCAUGGACGAUGUAGGCUGUCCGGCAAAUACGCUCGAACCGAUCGUGGAGAUCAUCGACAAAGAUCCGACAGAUAUGAUCAACUUCAACGGUAGCCUGCUACCGUCCACAGUGCUCGUGGACAGUGGUACAGUAGCUCCAGCAGUGCCUAGCGGACAGCUAGAAUGUAUCUCGUGCCAAUUUCGUGCAGAAACGGUAGAACAGCUAACCGAACAUCUGGAACGGCACACGUGCAACAGUCAAGCAGGACCUUCGGGCAAUUACGAUCCAUCGGGACUGCUCGAUCCCGUACCAACCACAAUGUACUACUGUCAACGCUGUCCUGCUAGAUUCUUCCACGAGAGCCAUAUUGUGGAGCACGAGGCGAAACAUGCCGCUGGAACCGAUGGCAAACCGUGCUCGUUUUGUUCGUACACUACCACGGACGAUGAUGAGCGUGGUCGGCACGAGGAGGUCCAUUCGCCUGCCUACAAUAUAAACACCGACAACUUGCAAAUCUUUCUCGCCGAAAGUAAAGAAUAUCCCAAGCCCGAGUUAACACUGAAGGAAGCCAAUGGAGAGCAACUUUUUUAUGUGGAUCUGCCAGUCGGCAAUGGUCAAACACACUCGCCAGAAAUCACGUCCACCAGAAAGAGCAAGAAAUCGGGCAAACCACGCGUACGAACGCCCGAGUCGGCGAACGGUGACGAUCUGUCGCAGCUGAGCUCGAUCUUUCUGUGCGAGUACUGCGAUCAAACGUUCGACAUGGAGUCGGAAUUAAACACACACGUCAGGACACACUUUUCCUCCAUACUGUCGCCGCAAGGUGUGUCCUACUACACCUCGCUCAGUAACACGCUGGACAAGGAGAAGAAGCUGGAGCUGAUCGUAUCGGGAUCGCAAUCGGCAAUGGCACUGCGCUACGUGUACGAUAACGCACGCAAGAAGGAUUGGAACGUGUACUCCAAGGCGGAAAGUGUUUUGUUGAAAUUUUGAGUGCGACUUUGAGUAUUGAACUUUGUUGAAUCAUUUAUCGUUUAGGUUAGGUAGCGGUAGGUUUAAGCUUGUUCUAAGAACUUUUAAGGGCCUUUUUUCGUUCAAGUCAUUGAUAAAACCCCUGAUUUCAAUUGACAGUUAAUCACGUGACCAUAGGUUAUGUAGCUUUAGUGCGAUCUAGUGCGAAAUAAACGUAAUCAUUGUUAUGCCAUUA